Talaromyces amestolkiae is the source of this 1452-nucleotide messenger RNA. RefSeq lists its product as uncharacterized. The record is from RefSeq and is a predicted model, not a curated record. Gene Ontology annotation, molecular function: phosphoric diester hydrolase activity. Lineage: Eukaryota; Fungi; Ascomycota; Eurotiomycetes; Eurotiales; Trichocomaceae. Gene Ontology annotation, biological process: lipid metabolic process. The transcript has a single exon. The coding region runs from base 1 to 1452 and encodes 483 amino acids.
AUGGCUUCUGCCCUUGACCUUUCCAACUGGAUGAAGUACCUGGAACCCAGUGAAUAUGUGAUCGAUUCAUACAUACCCUGCAGUCAUGAUGCCUCUGCAUAUCCAUAUGCAUCAGCUCUAGAUCCGAUACAUGACGCCGCUGGCAGCAUCUGCCAAAGUGGGAAUUACACCGACCAGCUCCUGGCAGGGUCUCGGUAUUUCGAUAUGAGGAUCACUCGUUCCGCGAAUCUAUUGGUCAUGAAGCAUAAUAUCAUUACAUUCCAGACAUUCGAGACUGUUCUAAAUCAGAUCAAGGGAUUUGCCAACGCUCACAAAUCCGAAUUCAUCUUCCUCGACCUCGACUUCAAUCACUCAGAUGACAUUGCUAGUGACGUUUUGGACACGUUGAUUAAAAUCCUAGGAGACGGAAAAGAAGAUGCAUUUGCAACCGCACACGUGGCCGCCGAUGGCAAAUCUUACAACAAGGCGCUCACAUGGGCUAAGCUGAAGGAAGACGGGAAGCAGUUCAUUAUAAUAUGGGGCGAGGAUGAGACGGUCAAUGGCGACACGACGCAUUACUACUGCGACAAGCUCUGGGCCCCGCAAGCGGCAGACAUUCGAGAUAACUGGUCUGCUGACUAUGAGGACAAAUCGCCACAGGAGAUUGUAGACUGGCUGGAUCAAGCUCUCAAAAUACGGAAGAAGGAGAAGCUUUGGAUAACCCAGCUCAUAGACACUCCAAAGCGAUCUUACCUUCCUGGACAUCAUCCUCGCGACUGCGACAGCAGAGCAGCACCAAUCUUCAAUGAAUGGGUCACGCACAGAUCUACCGGUUUGGGUAUUGUCAAACGUGACUUUGUCAAUGAAGGAUGGAACCAAGCCGGCAUUCACUAUGUCAUUCGGCUGAAUAAAUUUGCGCAAAGCCCUGACAUCCCUCUUGGUGCAGAAAUCGAUUAUCUGAACUCUAUUAGACUCAAGACACUGGAUGGGCGUUACCUCGCCGUGGAUAUCCAGCCUCCUGGUAACGGAAAGCUGAGUCUCCUGACCGUCGUUGACGAGCCUUCAGACAACACUCGUUUCCUGAUACGGGAGCGUCGGAAGAAUUCAGCGUGGACGUGGCCAUUCAGUGGAAACCUGGACGCUGACUCCUGUGGCGCCAACGGAAAUAUCCGACUCGCGCAUGUUGAUAGCAGCAUUGGUAACGACACUGUAUUAUCCUGUGUAAAAGAUUCUGGCGGGUUCCUGUAUUGGGGUGUCAGCUGGGACCAAGCAGACGAACGCGAGACUUUUCUCCCGUAUAAUCCUGCCGAUACUGGGAGCAAGGAUGUGAUUCGUCACGGCAAUAUUAUUGUCAUCCGAACACUAUGGCACAUGUACUGGAAGGUGGACUUUGAUGAGAGCUAUCACACUAGGGUGUAUGCAAGCGCUGGGCCCAUCGCUGAUGCCACCCAAUUUGUGGUAGAGAAGGCGUGA